AUGUCGUAUUCGAAAACAAAUGGUUCGAUACUCUUAUCUGACCUUAAUCAUAGUUCGACUAAUUUGAGUAGGUCUCCACCAAACCGCGAAGAUUCACCAACCAAUCCAUUAAAACGAAGCGUAAAAGAUAUGAAUGAUGGAAUACAGGAAGUCGAUGAAAAUUCACCAAAACCCAAGAAACCGGCUAUACAAUAUGAUUUUGACAAUCUAACUAAGCACAAAUUUACUAACAACAAAUGUAAAGUCAAGGAAGGUGAAUACAAUUAUAUGAAAGAAAAUCAAAACAUAGAUAGAAACGUCGGUACUUAA
Funneliformis mosseae is the source of this 309-nucleotide messenger RNA. The record is from the annotation of a GenBank genome assembly. Lineage: Eukaryota; Fungi; Glomeromycota; Glomeromycetes; Glomerales; Glomeraceae.